GUUGCACCGGACCGUGGAGCAUCCGACGACUAAUCUUGAUACCAUGAUCCAUCUGCUCAAGGGUAACAUCGGUACCGGAAUCCUGGCUAUGCCGGAUGCAUUCAAGAAUGCAGGGCUUUACGUUGGAUUGAUCGGAACGUUGAUUAUGGGAGCGAUUUGUACCCACUGCAUGCACAUGUUGGUUCGAUGUUCCCACGAGCUGUGCCGGAGGUUGCAGGUUCCUUCGCUCAGCUAUGCCGAAGUUUGCCACCGGUCGUUUGAAUCUGGACCGAUUGGAUUAAGGAGGUAUUCGACGCUGAUCCGGAAUCUGAUUGACAUGUUUCUGGUGAUAACGCAGCUCGGGUUCUGUUGCGUGUACUUUGUGUUUGUGGCUGCGAACUUGAAAGAGGUGCUGGGUCACUUUGGGUUCGAUUUGCCUACUAGAAUCUAUCUGCUGUUGCUGUUGAUCCCGAUGGUGCUGCUGAAUUUGGUGCGGAGUUUGAAGUAUUUGACGCCGGUUUCGCUGAUUGCAGCCUUCCUCACUGUAGCAGGUCUAUCCUGUACGUUUUACUACGUCCUGCAGGACCUGCCGAAUACAUCGACCGUUAAGCCGUGGGCUUCAUGGGCUACUCUUCCAUUAUACUUCGGAACGGCUGUCUAUGCUUUUGAAGGAAUCGGUAUUGUACUACCGCUGGAGAACAAUAUGAAAACGCCUGAAGAUUUUGGAGGUUGGACCGGGGUUCUGAACACUGGGAUGGUGAUCGUUGCUUCGCUCUAUACGGCCGUUGGAUUCUUCGGUUACUUGAAGUAUGGCGAUGAUGUUCAGGGUAGCAUCACUCUCAAUCUUCCAGGAGAUCAAUUCAUCGCUCAACUGGUCCGGCUAAUGAUGGCCCUGGCAAUUUUCUUCUCGUACGGGUUGCAGUUUUACGUACCGAUGACGAUUCUGGGACCAAUUGUUACCCGGAAGCUUCACUCGGAACAGGCCCAGCUGAUCGGUGAGUAUCUGCUUCGGGUGGGAAUGGUUGUGUUUACCUUUAUCUUGGCUGCGCUGAUCCCGAAUUUGGGAGCCGUCAUUUCGCUGGUCGGUGCCGUGAGCAGUUCGACUCUGGCGCUGAUUUUCCCACCGAUCAUCGAGAUCGUUACGUUUUGGCCUACGGGUAUGGGCAAGCGGUAUUGGGUGCUGUGGAAGGAUCUGGCCAUUAUGGCAUUCGGUAUUCUAGGGUUCGUGUUCGGGACAUAUACUAGCAUAGCUCAGAUAUUGCACCCGGAACCGCAGUAAGAUUUCUAGGUCGCAGUUCGGAUAUUUCUCAAAAGAAUAGACUAGGCGUGGGAAGUUGCACAAAUGUGUGUGUAUAUUACAAUAUUCUAUACAAUCUAGCACAGCUCUAUAUUUAUAUUUAUACAAAAGAGGUUACCCGGAACAGAAAGAUUGCUCAGGCGGCAGGUGAGAUUUGAACGAAUGUUGCAAGGUAAUCAGUACUUUGCUAUUUUAGUGGCAUGUCUAGCCUAAACCUCUUUGAAGAAGAAUAACCGUAGUAUAAGGUAUGAAGCUAGUACCACUGACUGGUGGUAAACCUAAUCAUGAUGAUACAUUCGUGAGCGAGCUUUAAAAAGCUUCCGUCUUGAUGGAAUUGUGUUGAAGUUGCGUGUUUGUGUAGCCAAUUUAUAUUGGAAUAGCCUAAGUAUUAAAAUUUUGUCAGUUCAGCCAAUAAACUUGGAAUUAACUAAACGUUUCCGCUAGCAGGAAAUGUCAGGUAGCCAUAAAGGAAAACAUUUGAAAUGAAAUAAUGUCACAUCGUAAAUAAAGUUUCUACUUCCUAAAUUGAAUACCUUACAUGUAACUGUAAAUCAAAAGUCUGGCAUAAUAUUAAUGAUUCUGGUUUCCAAGCUGUAUAGAAUUUAAAUCCAUUUUUGGUUAAAUGUAUGCAUAAGUGUAGAUUGGUCAAGCUUAGUAAUUUGAAAUUAAAUAUCAAUGUGGAACAAGUUUAGUUUUAUAGAAACAAAUGUUUCAAUACGUUGAAACUAUUUUAAAAACCGAUAAAAAAUAAACUGUUUUAAAUUCUAUCAGCUUUGCUGUCGCCAAAAUGAAUCAUUUAUCACCGUAACCAGAAACAUACUUACCAACAGCAUGACAAUAAUAUUUACACAUACACAUAAAUCUAGCAGUUUAUCAUAUAAGUGUGCUAAGGGUUAAGUCUACCUUCGUCGACUUGAUUUGACUAGAUAAAAAUAUUCUAAAACGUAAGACACUCUGUUAGGUGCAAAAUGUUAUCUAUUCUAUCAGUUACUUCUAUAUCUAUCCACUGUUUAUUUACCACCUGUUGACUUAAGUUUAUCUGAAUAUUCUAGAACUUUUAUCUACCCUAUAAGACUAAUUAUAAUUAGGUACGGAAAGUUGUUGUAAUCAAAAAUAGGAUCAACGAAAUGAGAGAGGCAGAGUUUCAGAAUGAAAAAUGAUAAUUGGUAAUUUUAUUCUAUCAAUUUUUGCUACUUUCUUGAACAUUUCCUUUCCCUUUUUACCAAAUCUGAACUAGCUGUUUCGUUACUAGAAUCUUUCGAUUUGCUCCUGCCCGAAAUCCCCCGGGACAUGUGAUAUAGUUUUGUACUCUAGAUAAGCCCCGAGAAACAAAAAAAAAACGAUUUUGCCGUUCUUUAAGUUUAUUAGCAAGUAGAUCAAUGUCAUUCCAAUAACCGAGAACAGAUUUUUUCACUCCGUGAGUAGGUGUUUAAAACCAAAAAUAAAACAUAAACCUUCAAGAAGGAAGAACCGGAGUCCUUCCGCCAAAGGUGGAUGGACUCUACCAGCAAACUUCCUUAUCCGAUACUAGCGCGUUCAAUGUUUUUUGUGUUACUAAUCUGUGAAUGAAACAAAAAAAAAAAACAAAAAAUGAAAUCAUUGGAUCCAAAAACAGACAUGGAAACAAACAUGUAUGUAGAUAAUUCGUAAACUCAACUAACUAUAAAUAUAACCAAUAAUGGCUAUACAUGGCAAUUCAAAGAUAAUAAUUAUACACUCGAACGAAAAGACACAACUAGAAACAGUAGCAGCAUAACCGAAACUUUUGGAAAGGGAUUUGAAUAAAGUAACAAGUGAAAGUAUUUUAUUUAAA
Messenger RNA from Uranotaenia lowii, 3089 nucleotides. Its product is annotated as neutral amino acid uniporter 4. Gene Ontology annotation, cellular component: vacuolar membrane. Lineage: Eukaryota; Metazoa; Arthropoda; Insecta; Diptera; Culicidae. Gene Ontology annotation, biological process: amino acid transmembrane transport. The transcript is spliced from 3 exons. The record is from RefSeq and is a predicted model, not a curated record. Gene Ontology annotation, molecular function: amino acid transmembrane transporter activity. The coding region runs from base 44 to 1258 and encodes 404 amino acids.